UUGUCAUCGAUGUAUCACUGAAUUAAAUGACCUCCAUGUCCCAUGAACCUCAUGAAACUUUUCUAUAAAAACCACAACAGUUUUCACUUUUCAAACCACACCAGUUCUCAGUUCUAAUCAUAUACAAAUACUGCAUGGCAAAAAUGAUGUUGAAGAUUCUAAUCACUCACGUUCUCGUUUUUCUUCUCGUUCUCCAGCUUGCCGCUAAAUCCAAUGAAAGGAUGACCACAAUCUUUGCUGCAAACCCUCCUCCCCAGCCAAAAAUAGACUGUGACGGAGCUUGUGUUGUGAGGUGCUCAAAAUCGUCAAGGCCUAAUAUGUGCCACAGGGCAUGCGGGACAUGUUGUUGGAGAUGCUUCUGCGUUCCACCUGGUACUUUCGGCAACUAUGAUGUAUGCCCUUGUUAUAGAGACAUGACUACCUGUGGAGGCAUACACAAAUGCCCUUAAACAUCAAUGUAUCAAGUUUCUAUUUAUCGACCAUUUGGACUGUACAUCAUAUAUCUAUAAUGUUAGAUGAACCAAAUAAAUCAUAAUUAUCUACA
Molecule: messenger RNA, 544 nt
Organism: Malus domestica (apple)
Lineage: Eukaryota; Viridiplantae; Streptophyta; Magnoliopsida; Rosales; Rosaceae
Source: RefSeq, a predicted model, not a curated record